Leptopilina heterotoma is the source of this 3692-nucleotide messenger RNA. It is a transcript of the gene jeb, whose product is annotated as myb-like protein P. The record is from RefSeq and is a predicted model, not a curated record. Gene Ontology annotation, biological process: positive regulation of MAPK cascade. The coding region runs from base 1307 to 2452 and encodes 381 amino acids. The transcript is spliced from 3 exons. NCBI's taxonomy places the organism in Eukaryota, Metazoa, Arthropoda, Insecta, Hymenoptera, Figitidae. Gene Ontology annotation, cellular component: terminal bouton. Gene Ontology annotation, molecular function: transmembrane receptor protein tyrosine kinase activator activity; protein binding.
ACUUGAAAACUAAAUAAAAUUAAAGUUACGUGAAAAGAGCUUAAAGAGAGACUUUUUUUUAAAGAAAAUAAAACGGUGUUAAAGAAAGUGAUAAUUGACAUUCCGUAUAUUUCAUUGCACGGUGAUGCAUGAGUCGUGUUUUAAUGAGCACCCUUUUUUUGCACAGUAAGGAAGAAAAAUAAAAACAGCCUUAAGCACACAAAGCGCACAGUUUUUAUAUAUCGCACGCUUUUAUUAAACGAACAAAAUUAAAUUUAAACAAAAUUCGUAAACUAAAAGAAAUAAAAUAAAACGUAAAUUCGUACAAAGUUACCACAUUCCGCCCAAUCGAAUGCCUAUUCCAUAGAAAAUAAAAAAAGCCUCGCGUAUUUUUUGGUAAACGUUUGUUUACGGUAAUUGUGUUUUGACAAAGGAUUAGAAAUAACAAUUGUGAAAACUCUCCCCUUGUCUGUAUAUACAUAUAUUUUUCUCUCUCCCUCUAUUGCUCGGUUAUCUCCCUCUCUUUGAGGGGGUGAAAAAAAAAUGAUACGGACGCGAAGAAUACGAGUGAGAGGGACAAUGCGUGUGAGAUGGUACGAGCGAGAGGUGAGAAGUUACAUUAGAGAGGACUUUCCUCCUCAGUGAUAAAUAUACAUUGUUUAAGUAAAAAUAUAUUUAAUUAUUUAAAUAUACGUUGAUAAAAAUAUGUCGAUAAUAUUGAACUUGAAAUGAACUUUGGAUUUUGAGAAAGUAUUUGUGGUACUGAUCCAAAAAUUAGUGUUAUUUUGAUUUUUUGUUUUGGUUUUGUUUUUUUACUGCACUGUGCACCACUUUUUUGGUCAUUGGCACCUUCGAGCACGAAAAAGCACCUUCGAAGUUCUGUUAAAAGUAAAUUGCACAAAACUCACGUUGUAAUCGAACCACCUGAUUUCAGGACAGCACUCUGCACUUCUACCUCGAAAGAGAAGGACGUGCGUUCUCAUUGGGAGGACGCUAAAAGGGCCUAACGCUUCAUCAAAAAUCGUCUCAAUCAAAAUUUCAAGAAGCUAGUGAUAUUCAACGGGAAAAAGUUACUAUAUAAAACUAACAUUUCUGUUCUCCUUUUUCUAAAUCUUCCUCUUCCUUCUCCUUUGUUCCUAAAGUUCCUAAAAAUCCGAAUCCGUCUUCUUUUUUUUAAUUUACUGUGAGUGUGGCAAACCAAAAAAAAAAAAAAAAAACUUGGGCCUAACGUGAAUUUUUCGACUGACAAACAAACAAGUUUAUAAACAAUUAUAUUAAAUAAUAAAAGAAAAAAAAAGAGAAAGAAGAAAUAUUUGUAUUUCGUAAGAUGACGAAUCGAAUGCUCUGGCUCCUCAGUUACGUGGGACUGGGGCUUGCAUUAGCCUUGGGAAAUCGGCCGGUAAGCAUUGAAAAGGAUCAAAAAGGAAAUCAAAAGCACGAGAAAAUGGUUGAUAAUAUGAAUUCUGUCGAUGGAAAUACACUUCAUUUGAGGUCGUAUCAACACGAUGUACCUCUAAGGAAUAACAUGUACCUGUACGAUGGCCAAUCGGAAACAAUAAAUAAUAAUAAUAUAAAUAAUAAUAAAAAUCCUUCACAUUCCCCAACGAGUGUCUUUAAUAAUGAAAGGAUCAUGAAGCCUUUAAAUUAUAAAAAUAAAUGGUUGGACAAUUUAUAUUCAACUGUAUUGGAUAUUAUGCAUCAAAAUGAUGAUGUUGAGGGGAGACAUGAUAAUGAUGAUAAUGGUGUUAUACCUUAUGAAGAGACGCCAUUUUUUUGGCAACAGGAGCAACAGCAACAACAGCAGCAGCAGCAGCAGCUACAACAGCAGCAUAAUGGAAUGAGAAAAUUACCAGACAUUUGGGAGAGGAGAGGACCUGAAAAUGAUGUUUAUGACUAUGUUGAGGGUCCAUUUGUGAAGAAUCGGUUUAAUCGGGACAAUCGCAUUAGUGAUCGUUCUGACGUUGCGAAAUCGUCGUCGAUGUCGUUUAAUAAUGAAAGUGAAGAUUUACCGGAGGAAUCGACUGAUUCAUCGUUAACGGUUCGUGAACGAGGAGAUGAGACGGGGUCAAUGAAUCUAGAGGAUGAUAAAUCCCCGGGGAUGAUGAGGAGUAGAAUUAGCACGACAAAUCGUGAAGCGCGAGGAGUAUCAAAACGGCACAAGCAAAAUUUACCUUCGCUACCUCCAAAUAUUGCUUCGCAAGUUAUGCUCAGAUCGAGUAGAGGGAAUAGGCAGUACGACGUUCCACAAAUUGAAUGUCCAGCAUCUGAGGACGGAAUGGAGCGAUUCGCGUGUCCAACGCCAGAUCGAAUGGGAAGAUAUCGAUGUAUCGAUGAUCAUGUACUUUGUGACGGUUUCAUAGACUGUCCAACGGGAGAGGACGAGGACAGACAAGCUUGUAUGUUCUACAAAACCAUAAAAGCGCAUCUCGACGUUCUGGCGGAUGCUGUACUACGAUGGGCGAGAGGACGUUAAUAUCCCUUUCGUGACCCAUCCUCAUUUCAGCCUAAAACAUCAUAAAUCUGAUAAAUCGCUCUUAACUCCUUCUCCCUCUCACACUCCCUAUUAUAAUAACGAUCCUUUCUACGUUUUCUUCCUCGCCCCCCCCCCCUUUCCCCCCUUUUUGCAAGCACCGUUUCUCAAAAAACUCAAAAAAAAAAAGAAAAAAAAACACAGGGACUGCGUUUUUUGAUGAAAAUUCCAAAAAGAAAGAAGAAGAAGAAAUAGAGGAAAAUAUCAUGCGGCGAUCUUGGAAUUUUUUCGAAGAUAAAUUAAUAAAGCAACGAGGCUGAAACUCAAGUGGUAAAGUCUGAACGCGUUUGGGUUUGUAGAAUUACAAUUCUAAAUGCGAAUUUAGUAACGUAAUUAGGAGAUCAAAGACAGAAACAAAAAAAAAAAAAACUUAAUAUAUAUUAUAUAUAUAAAAUGUGACAUAUAAUUAUUGUUUUCGCCAAUAAUUGAAUCUUCGACCGCGGAUAAUUUUUUUUUUUUUUAAACAAUACCGAAAAAGGUAUAGAAUUUUUUAGACUUUCAAUUGACUGUUUUUUAGUAUGUAAAUUCUUAUCAAAGAAAAUGUAUAAAAAUAAUUUUAUUCUUAUUAUAUUAGAAGAAGAUGAUGAAAAAAACCUGUACCUUUUUCGGUAUUUUUUUUUUGUUUCUUCAAGUAACGCGACUAUUAUUUCUAAUUUUUAUGAUAUAAUAUAAAUAUAAAACAGUUUUAAUUGUAUAAAUAAUAAGAAAAUUUAUUUAAAAAGGAAAAAAAAAAUAUGUUAAUGAUUGUGACUAUAAAUUGAGAGUUGACAUAUUUAAAUGCGCUUUAGAGCGAUUAAAAUAACUUUAAAAUUAGAAUGAAUUUUAGAGCACUCACUAUUUUAUAGAAAAAAAAGAAGAUGAAAAUAAUAAUAAAAAAAAAUAAUGUUUUCUAAAAUUUCUCUCUGAAAGUGAUUCAAAGGUAGAAUUUUUUUUUUUUGAAUUCUUUUUUCGAAAACUGAUGAAGAGUGCUCCGAGGAUCAAAGGAUGGAGAUAAUUCACUUUCGCUGAUUUAUAUAUUAAUAUAAUAAUUGUUUAUCGAAAAGAUUUUAAUCGAGCUAUGAGUCUUUUGAGCACAUAUUAAUCUCUACUCGUAUUUUUAUUAAUAUUGGGGAAAUUAAAUUUUAUUUGAAAAUCGAAGUUUAUUUUAUGAAAAUAAUUGUUGAUUCCGGAUUCGAUAAUAAUA